Monosiga brevicollis MX1 is the source of this 1182-nucleotide messenger RNA. RefSeq lists its product as uncharacterized. The transcript is spliced from 7 exons. Lineage: Eukaryota; Choanoflagellata; Craspedida; Salpingoecidae. The record is from RefSeq and is a predicted model, not a curated record. The coding region runs from base 1 to 1182 and encodes 393 amino acids.
AUGACAACACAUCAAACAUCAACACAAGUGCGCGAAAGAACGAUUUGCUCUCAACCUCUGUCUCUGUCUCUCUCUGUGUCUCUCUCUGUGUCCCUCUGUGUGUCUCUGUCUCUCUGUCUCUCUGUCUCUGUGACUCUGUCUCGCUGUCUUUUCUCAUCUCUCUGUCUCACUCUCUCAAACUCUCACUCUCUCACUCUCACUCUCUCACUCUCACUCUUUCUCACAAACCCAAACACUCUCACAAAACUCUUUCGCUCAAUUUGUGCGGCGAUCUCAGUGUUUGCCCCUUCGCCCAACCAGGCCAUCUACGGCCGACCCCAAAACAAGACCUCCUGGGGCGGUAAUAUGGUCCAUUAUCAAGGCCAAUGGCAUCUCCUGGUAACGGAGAUGAGAAGCGGUGGUCUCAUCAACUGGACUACAGAUAGCCAGGUGGUGCACGCCGUUGCGGAUACGAUUGAGGGCCCAUAUACGCGUGAAGCAGUGGCCCUUCCCGUUCCUGCCCACAACCCCAUGGUGAUCAACACAACCGAUGCUACUGGCCAGCCCCUCUUUGUGCUCUUUCACAUCUUUUCAGGGGGCUCUGCCCUGCCCGGUGCCGUGGUGCACUACAGCGCCAGUCCCACUGGUCCCUGGCAAGCAGCCGAGCUGGACGUGCCCUCUUGCAACAACCCCGCACCCAUGCUGCAUGCCAAUGGCACCUGGUUCCUGGCGUGCAACGAAGGCACAUGGGAGCUAUACCGCAGCCAGGGCAACUUUACCGGACCUUACACAAAAGUCGCGGCUUUGCCCAAGAAUCCACCCUUGACCGGGGUAUGGGAAGACCCAUUUGUAUGGAUUGAUGCCCGAGGCAAUUGGCACAUGAUUGGCCAUGCCUACAACGAGGUCCUUAUGGAGAAUUGCAACAAGUCUUUGGCCUCGGGUCACUACUUCUCGCCAGAUGGUUUGGUCUGGCAUGCGGCAACUGCAGAGCCCUAUCAUACAGCUGUGACCUUCACCGACGGCACCACGCACACCUUUGCGUCACUCGAGCGUCCCAAAAUCAUUGUCAACGGACAAGGCCAGGAGGCAUAUAUCGUGUUUGGAGCUUCACCCGAUGAACACUGUAACAACACGUGCACGCGCUGCAAAACGACGCCAGGCUACGAUCAUACCUACACCCUGAUCCGACCCCUUGUGAUCUAG